AUGCCUAAACGUAAAUGCAUAUUCACUGACGCCCUAAAGGAAGAAUAUACAUUUUUAAAAUUGUGUGAACGAGUUGGAAAUGAUGGAAAAAUCGAAUGUAUUAGUUGCGGUGCAAUUUUCAGUAUUGAUCAUGGUGGUAAAUCUGACAUAAAACAACAUAUUGGCACCAAACGUCAUAAAUUAGCUGAAGAAUCAAGCAAAACUAAGAAAGUUAAUGCAUUCUUUGGAAAUAAAAGGUUUGUCGCUGCUGAUAAAUUAGUUUAUAUAAAUGAAGGUACUUGGGCUUAUCAUGUUUGCAAACAUAAUCAAAGUUGCUCAUCAAUGGAUUGUACGUCGGGUUUACUUCGUAAAAUGUAUGACAGUAAAUUUACUUGUGGUGCUACUAAAACGCAAGCAAUAAUUGUAAAUGUAUUGUUUCCUUAUGCAAUUAACUUAAUAAAAAAUCAAUUAGAUGCUGCUAGUUUUGUAACAGUUAUGAUUGAUUCGUCUAACCACAAAGACCUAAAAAUUAUUCCAGUUUUAGUACGAUAUUUUUUGCCGGAAACAGGUAUAAAAACUGUUAUAAUAGAAUUUACUGAUCUACCCGGGGAAACAGCUGUACAAUUAACAAACUAUGUUUGUGAAUUGUUAAAGACAUGGAAAAUUGAAAAAAAAAUAAUUGCAUUAUCAGCAGAUAAUACCAAUACAAAUUUUGGAGGUGUACUUAGACGAGGAAAAAAUAAUCUUUUCACUCAUUUAAAUGGUAAUGUUGAAAAUUAUAUUAUUGGAAUCGGAUGUUCAGCGCACAUAUUAAACAACUCCAUUCAAAGUGCAUCCGAUACAUUACCAAUUGAUCUACAAAUGAUCAUAUCCAAAAUAUUUCAACACUUUUAUAUUUAUUCGGUCCGUGUUAAUACUCUUAAAGAGUUUUGUGAUUUUGUCAAUAGUGAUUACAAAACUAUUUUAGGACAUUCAAAAACUAGAUGGCUCUCUCUGCAUCCAGCAUUGACACGUUUGAUAGAAAUGUUUGGUCCAUUAAAAUCUUAUUUUCUAUCAAUAGAAAAAUGUCUAUUUGUCCUCAAAACAUUUUUUGAAAAUCCAAUCUCAUUAUUAUUGGCAAUGUUUUUAAAUGCCCAAUGUGAGUUAUUUUCAUCAGUAAUUCGGUCAAUUGAAGGUAAUGAUAUAUCUGUGGUUGAAGUUAAAAUACAAGUAGACUACUUAAAAGAAUGUUUAAUUGGAAGACAAGAAGGUAAUUUUAUCACAUCAAAAGAAAAAACUCUUCUUAAUAACUUAAGAGAUGAAGGAUUAAUUACUGAAAUACAAUUUAGGAACUACAAAAAUAUAUUUUAUUCGACAUGUUUAAAAUAUAUUGAUCAAUGGGUGAGACCUACUUUAAACCAGUUUGACGGUAUAUCUUGGAUAACAUUGAAAAAUAUUCAAGAACACUUUAAUUGGGAUAAUAUGAUAAAAAGUAUCACCUUAAUAAAGUCUAUUGUACCUGACCGUCCUGACCUCAAUUUAUAUGAAGCAAAAUUAUUUGAUGAGAUGACUUUAUUGAAGAACAAUUUAAUGAACUACACUCCACCAACAGAUAAGAAAUUAGAAUCCAUGUGGGUGGAUAUUUUCAAAAUAGAAUCAGUUGGUGAAAAUUUAGUCUUUUCAAACUUAAAAAAUAUUGUGGAAUUCUUUAUGUGCAUCCCAGGAACAAAUGCAAGCGUUGAACGGGUAUUUUCACAUAUGAACUGUUUGUGGACUGAUGAGAAAAAUAGACUAAAUACAAAAACAGUAAAAGCUACGAUAACAGUUAAACUAUUUUUCCAUGAAAACUGUGCUGAGUUUCAUCAUAUACUCUCAGGAAAUGAGAAACUACAAAAAGAAAUUCAUUCUAGUCAAAAAUAUGAAAAAUAA
Messenger RNA from Macrosiphum euphorbiae (potato aphid), 1887 nucleotides. Lineage: Eukaryota; Metazoa; Arthropoda; Insecta; Hemiptera; Aphididae. The record is from the annotation of a GenBank genome assembly.